UUUGAAAGUCUCUUGAAAAUCGGCUUCCAGCCUGUGCGCAUCGAAGCAAAAACCUCUGUGCAAAUCUUUGCAGAUCGCUUGGGUUUGCUCGAUUCAAACUCAACUGUAAGUUUCUUGUAGAUUUGGAGGUGAAUUUUUGGAAUUGUGAGGACUAGAAAAUGAGUGUGAUCGAUAUUCUGACUCGUGUGGAUUCCAUCUGCAAGAAGUACGACAAAUACGAUGUGACGCAGAAAGACUCUAAUGUCUCCGGCGACGACGCAUUCGCUCGGCUCUACGGUGCUGUCGACUCCGAUAUCGAGGCUGCACUUCAGAAAGCGGAGACAGCUUCAAAUGAGAAGAAUAGAGCGACGGCUGUAGCGAUCAACGCCGAGAUCCGAAGAACCAAGGCCCGAUUGCUCGAAGAGGUCCCCAAACUGCAGCGAUUAGCUGUUAAGAAGAUCAAAGGGCUUUCUCCCGAAGAAAUUGCUACCCGUAAUGAUCUGGUCCUUGCCCUGCCCGAUAGGAUUCAAGCCAUUCCAGAUGGCUCUUCGGCUGCAGCUAAAUCAUCUGGGGGAUGGGGAACUUCAGCUCCUGCACCUCGAACAGAAAUCAAAUUUGAUUCAGAUGGGCGAUUUGAUGAUGAUUACUUUCAGCAAACCGAAGAAUCCAGUCAAUUCAGGCAAGAAUAUGAAAUGCGAAAAAUGAAGCAGGAUCAAGGAUUGGAAGUCAUAUCAGAAGGAUUGGAUACAUUGAAGAACAUGGCACAUGACAUGAAUGAGGAAUUGGAUAGGCAAGUUCCUCUUAUGGAUGAGAUUGAUACUAAGGUGGACAAAGCGACAUCUGACUUAAAAAAUACCAAUGUCAGACUCAAGGACACUGUUACUCAGCUGAGAUCUAGCCGGAACUUCUGCAUUGACAUCAUUUUAUUGUGUGUUAUUCUUGGUAUUGCUGCUUAUCUAUACAAUGUCCUGAAGAAAUGAAGUUAUGGCAAGUUUGAUGGAUCAACUGCAGUCGAAUUUUCUUGCUCUGUCGAAGAUCUCACGAUCAGCGCAGCUAUUUGUGAGGUAGGAUUCUAUUUGUGUGUUUGUUUUGUUGAAGAUAUUCCAAAUGCUGUUAUUGACAGGGGAGUUUGUGUAAAUGUCUACUUUCUGCACUGUUGCUUCAUCUCUUUGACAUUCUCUUGUGUUUGUUUGAUUAUGUAUGUUACCUCUGAUGAAAAUUAUUGGAUUUCGAUGUCGAGAAA
This is a messenger RNA of Andrographis paniculata, 1222 nucleotides long. RefSeq names its product syntaxin-71. Gene Ontology annotation, biological process: intracellular protein transport; vesicle fusion. The coding region runs from base 159 to 959 and encodes 266 amino acids. Gene Ontology annotation, molecular function: SNARE binding; SNAP receptor activity. NCBI's taxonomy places the organism in Eukaryota, Viridiplantae, Streptophyta, Magnoliopsida, Lamiales, Acanthaceae. The record is from RefSeq and is a predicted model, not a curated record. Gene Ontology annotation, cellular component: endomembrane system; membrane; SNARE complex. The transcript is spliced from 9 exons.